Molecule: messenger RNA, 1463 nt
Organism: Bactrocera latifrons
Lineage: Eukaryota; Metazoa; Arthropoda; Insecta; Diptera; Tephritidae
Product: mitochondrial dicarboxylate carrier-like
Exons: 4
Coding region: 418-1266 (282 amino acids)
Biological process (GO): malate transmembrane transport; succinate transmembrane transport; oxaloacetate transport
Molecular function (GO): malate transmembrane transporter activity; oxaloacetate transmembrane transporter activity; succinate transmembrane transporter activity
Source: RefSeq, a predicted model, not a curated record
UAUUUUAUAUUGUUUUGGUUAUAUUUGUUUCAUUUUUAUAGUGGGUAUAUUUUGAGUUUGCCAUGAAUUUCAUAACACCCAGAAGUAAACGUCGGAUACCCUUUAAAAUAUAUAUAUAUAAAUGAUCAGUAUGAUGAGCUGCAACAAUUUAGAUAUUUCUAUCUGCCAGUCCAUUUGUCCGUAUAUACGUGACUACUAUAAUGUAUAGUAUAAGAAUCGAGUUCUUAUAUGGUAUCUUUUUUAUUUGAAAAGGAUAUUAAAGCGUCUGUGCAACUGAAUUUAAGAUUUUCCUUGUUUUUUAACCAACAGACAUCAUAAAAAAUAAAUACGCAGUUUAAUUGGAGAAAUUGUCAUUUCUAAUAUUCAAAAUAUUCCUAUAGGUAUGUAUAUAUACAAAAAUAAGUAUAAGUAACAUAAAUGCGUGGCCAGGAGAAUGUUGAAGCUUAUUGGUUUGCUGGUGCAAUUGCCAAUACCACUGCACAAAUCAUAACACAUCCAAUUGAUUUGGUGCGAAUGUUGGUUCAGUCAAAUGCUAAAAAAGUAUCGUCACGUGAUAUUGUUAAAGAAAUAUUGGAAAAACAAGGAAUCUUGGGUUUCACCUUUAGCUUGCGAACUGCAACUCAAAGACAAAUUGUCUAUUCGAUAAUGCGUUUUGGUYUCUAUGAAAUGGGAAAACGUGCAGAAAGCUCGGAACAUUUCUUUCAUAAAGCCACAGUAGCUGCAGAAAGUGGAUUGGUCGCAGGUUUCUUUGUCACGCCUUUCGAGAAAAUGAAUGUGCGCAUGUGUACAGAUAUUAUAAAAUCGCCGGAUAAAAGCCGAAAGUACUCAUCGAUCUUUAAUGGAGUCAUAAGUUCGUAUAAAAAAGGUGGAUUAUCGAAAGUGUACAGAUGCGCCUUUAUAUCCUCGGUGCGCGGAAUGCUUAUGUCAGUGGGGCAGUUGGCGAUUUAUGAUGAGCUGAGAGAAGUAUUUUUCAAGACGGAGCGAUUUAAGGAAAACUGGCAUUCAUGCUUUAUGGCUUCAUUGAUWGCGGGUGGGGUAACCACAAUAAUAAUAACACCCGUCGAAGUGGUUAAACUAAUAUUUAUGGAUGCAAAYAGAUAUCAAUAUCGCAGUAGUUUGGAUGUAAUGCGUAUGCUUGUACAAGUCCACGGUUAUAGGGGAUUUUAUCGCGGAAUAUUUGUUUCUUUUCUGCGAAUUGUGCCGUCUACUUUGUUAACUUAUUUACUCUACGAGUGGAUAUGUCUGGAAUUCAAUUUAGGCAGUUGAGUAUUAAAAUGUGUCGCUUCCGAGCAAAACAAAUAACAGUGCUUGAACAGGUUGUUUUAGAGAUUAGUUUUUURAAAAGCCACACCAAUGGGUAACCGGAACGGAGCCGAAAUCGUGCCAAAAUUAUUUCUGGAAUGUUUUCUGCUUUUACAACAACAACAAAAAUAUUUAUACUACAAUAUUAAAAACAAGCCAAA